GUUUCCACCUGAGCGGCAUCGUGACGGAGCCUCCAGGCCCCGCCGAGCCCGAGCACAGCUACCACGUCUCCAUCAGCUUCGACCGCUGCAAGAUCACGUCGGUGAGCUGCGCCUGCGACAACCGGGACAUCUUCUACUGCGCCCACGUGGUGGCGCUCUCCCUGCACCGCAUCCGCCACGCCCGCCAGGUGGAGCUGCGCCUGCCCAUCUCGGAGACCCUGUCCCAGAUGAACCGGGACCAGCUGCAGAAGUUUGUGCAGUACCUGAUCAGCGCCCAUCACACGGAGGUGCUGCCGACGGCUCAGAGGCUGGCGGACGAGAUCCUGCUGCUCGGGUCCGAAAUCAACCGAGUGCACGGUGCCCCCGACCCCACGGCUGGGGCCGGCAUCGAGGACGCGAACUGCUGGCACCUGGACGAGGAGCAGAUCCAAGAACAGGUCAAGCAGCUUCUCUCGAACGGCGGCUACUACGGGGCGAGCCAGCAGCUGCAAUCCAUGUUCAACAAGUGCAUCCGGUCAGCCCGUCUCGGUCCUGCUGCCCCCGGCGCCUUGUGGGUGUGCGUGGUCCUGAGUCCCCACUGCAAGCUUGAAGAGCGGGCUCUCUGGCUGCAGCUCCUCAAGAAGUGGAACAAGCUGGACAUCUGCCCGCUGGAGGAGGGCAACUAUUCCUGCGACAGCACCGGGUCUGGCGCCGCCCUGCCGUCCAACUUGAACCGCAGCCCAGCAGGCGCCCGGCAGACGGUCUUCGGCCGGGCCAUCAAAGCGGCGGAGCUCCGCUGGGGCGACGGCCACCUGCAGAAGAUCCUGAGCAGCGACUGCUAUGGCCUCUCGCUGAAGAGUGGGAGCGACAAGCUGGGCUUCGACCCCCAGGGCCACCCCCUCUGGCUGGGCGACGCCUUCCCCACAGCCUGCGCCCGCGUGGACGCCCUGCGCUCCCACGGCUACCCCCGCGAGGCCCUGCGCCUGGCCGUGGCGGUCGUCAACGCCAUGCGCUUGCAGCGGCGCCACCAGCUGGAGAGCUACAAGCAGCAGAAGAAAGAGCUCCUACACAAAGGCACGACCAGCAUCACCAACCUGGAGGGCUGGGUGGGACACCCCCUGGACCCCAUCGGCUGCCUCUGCCGCACCUUCCUGGAGGCCUGCCGGACGGAGGAUGAGGGGCUGGCCCUCUUCGCAGACUCGGCCGCGGAGCCGAAGAAGGCGCUGUACCAGCACGUCCCGGUGCCCUCGAGCCCCGGCGAGUCGUACUUCACGCUGGCCCUGGAGGUGGCCCUGCUGGGGCUGGGGCAGCAGAGGUCCAUGCCGGAGGGACUGUACGCCCAGGACAAGGUGGUGCGCAGCGAGGAGCACCUCAUCGGGGUGCUGGAGGAGAUGGAGCUGGACGAGCGGCUGGUCCCCGUGCUCCGCAAGCAGGCCGCCCUCCUCCUGGACGGGGGGCCCUUCAGCGGCUUCGGGGAGGUCGUCUUCCGCGAGAGCGUGCCCAUGCACACGUUUGCCCGCUACCUCUUCACCGCCCUGCUGCCCUACGACCCCGAGCUGGCCUACCGCCUGGCACUGCGAGCCAUGAG
Messenger RNA from Gekko japonicus, 1567 nucleotides. RefSeq names its product zinc finger SWIM domain-containing protein 4-like. The transcript has 8 exons. Gene Ontology annotation, molecular function: zinc ion binding. NCBI's taxonomy places the organism in Eukaryota, Metazoa, Chordata, Lepidosauria, Squamata, Gekkonidae. The record is from RefSeq and is a predicted model, not a curated record. The annotation marks the transcript as partial. Gene Ontology annotation, cellular component: Cul2-RING ubiquitin ligase complex.